Molecule: messenger RNA, 1638 nt
Organism: Fonticula alba
Lineage: Eukaryota; Rotosphaerida; Fonticulaceae
Exons: 2
Coding region: 1-1638 (545 amino acids)
Source: RefSeq, a predicted model, not a curated record
AUGUCCAACAAUUUUGACGCCGUCAAGGACGCGGCGGAGGCGACCAUCGCCGCGGCUCUGGCCGCCGCACGCGGGCAGCCCAUCUCGCCGAUCGGGAUUUCGGCCUCCUCGGCCACCCUGCGCUCGCCCUCGGUCGAUGGCCUGAGUGGGGCCAUGUCGGCCUCGUCGCUGGCCGAGUCGCCUCAGUCCGAGUCGGCCACGCGCCCGGGAACCAAAGCCCCAGCGAAGCCCGUCGACGGGGUGCUGACCCCGCGCGACAUCGCCUGCAAUGGGCUCAUGUCGGACCUGCGGCAGCUCCUCUUGGGGAAUGUCAAGUCGGUGUACCUGAACCGGUAUGUGCACCCCCGGCGGUGUGUCUGGCGCGAUCCGAUGGUGGCCGCGCGCGGGCUCGACGGCAUCGAGGACCUGCUCCAGGCCCGGGGGGAGAUCUUCCACCGUCGCCGCGUGGUCGACCAACGGAUCCACAGCAUCCGGCCGAUCUUGUACAAGCGUGGCGACACCAGCAACACCGUUGGCCGGUGGGUGCGCAUGAAGGCCGAGAUUGUCAUGCGCUACCAGCUCAAGGAAUCGCCCUACUGGAUGCGCUACAAGUCCUUCAACCAGCGUGUCAAGCAGCUGCAAAAGCGCGACAAGACCGGCGUGGCCGAGGGCGAGUGCUGGCUCGAGGUGGUGCACCGGCUGGACGUGGACAUGUUCGACUUGGUGGCUCACCGCGUGGCCGACCGGUGGCAGGGCAUCCGCCUGACCGAGGGGACGGACCCGCGCACGCGCGACAUCUACCAGGGGUUCGAUGAUGAUGACGAUGACUCGGAUGGCGGGGCCACCGAUGGCGGGAGCAGCUCCGAUGGCAAUGACAACAAGCGCGCCUCGCGGUGGUGCCUCCGCCGGGCGGCCGCCCGCCGGCCCAAGCUCUUCGUCCGGUCCCUCUGCCUGGAGCUCCAGCCCCUCAGUGACAAUGAGGAGGAGCUGGAGGACGAUGACGACGAUGACGACUGCAGCAGCGACGACUACUUCCGCAACGAGGGGGACGAGUCCUCCUCCGGCGAUGACUCCUCCUCCUCCGACGAGGACUCGGACGAGGAGAUCUCCUUCGCCGACCUGCAUGACCAACGGUCUCGCCGGCGCCCGGCCGGGGGCUUCCAGCGUCGGACCAUGUCAAGUGGCUCGGCCGGGUCGGCCGGGUCGGCCAGCUCGCGCGGUGGCACCCGCGGCUCCUCGCGCAUCGGCAGCGACUCCGAAGACGCCGAGUCCGAUGUGUCCUCCUCGCGGUCCUCGCUGUCCGCCGGGGGCGGAGCCGGCAACCGCGGCCGGGCCACCCGGGCAGGCAUGGCCACCACACGGACGGCCGGCAGGGGGGAUGGGUCCUCCGGGCCCUCGAGCAGCCGGUCUUCCCGCAGUAGCUCCCUCUCGCGGGGGGAACGCAAUGACGGGGGCCUCACUUCGUCGGGGGCCUCCUCGGCCGGCUCCUCUCGGAGCAACUCUCGCCCAAGCUCGCGCGCAGGUGGCACUCUGACGGACUCUGUCCGCCAGCGCCACGAGCGCAGCAUCAGCACCGGCGCCGCGGCUCCCACAUCCAGCUCGGGCAUCCGCUCGCAGAAUGGCUCCGGGCCUGCCAGUCCGACGCACCCUUCGCGCUAG